Messenger RNA from Hypanus sabinus (Atlantic stingray), 1604 nucleotides. Its product is annotated as protein SSUH2 homolog. Lineage: Eukaryota; Metazoa; Chordata; Chondrichthyes; Myliobatiformes; Dasyatidae. The transcript has 13 exons. The coding region runs from base 327 to 1502 and encodes 391 amino acids. The record is from RefSeq and is a predicted model, not a curated record.
CAAAGUGUGUAUAAACGGACCAUCGAAUAACCGUGAAACAAAACUCCUACUCAGUUUUAAGAGACCUUCCCUUUAUCGUCGAUGCCAUUAUUCCCUGUAUGAGGGCACCCUGCGCUUUGUUGCAGCGACGGGAUGUGCACACCAGAGAGUAAAUAUCGAGCUGCUGAGAGGAGAGCGAGUGAUUGAUAAUGAAGUCACAUCCGCCUCCGUGGUGGGCUGGCACAUCGCACCUCCUUGUAAACAGGACGAGGAAACGAAACUGAUUGCGCUGCCCAGCACGAGUGAGUGUCCGCCACGGUCCGGACGGUGUCAGGGACUCUCGCACCAUGGACAGGCAGCCCCUGCUCAGAAACACUGAACCUGACCAGUCAUUUCAGCCCCUGAGCCCACAGCUUUUACCCACGGUUACAACUGCAGCUUACCUUGGAACUCCCCAGGCCAAGGAAUUUCCGUCCGCACCACCAGCUCACCUGCUGGAUGAUGUCACUGGAUACGAGGGGACCAUAGGCGGUGAGGAACACUUUGUUCCACCACCACUUCCCGCGGCAGAAGGAACAGAGAGACUGGAGCCUCAUCCGCAGAGGGCCUGGAGUAUCCCAACUGUCACUGAGGAGAUGGCUAGAGAGGCAUUUAUCCAGUAUGCAUCCAGCAUAUGUUGCUACAGUGUCAAGCCUGCCAAAGAAAUGGCCUUUCGAGAUUUAAAGCCAUGCAACACCUACAGAUAUCGCCUGGAAAGCUUCACAGAAUCUAGAUCAACUGAGUGGACAUCAAAGCCCUAUACAGGUCAGUUUGUGGAUAGUAAUGCCUAUGGGCCUGCCCCACUUCCCUGGGAUAUCGUAGUGCAUAUACCCCAACUGUUUCAGGAACACACCGAGAAAGUCCCUGUACCUCACACUUCAUCUGUUAAGGGAUGUCACUCAUGCAUGGCGUUGGGUAGAACAGCAUGUACCAACUGCACGGCAACUGGAAGGGUGAGAUGUCAGGUAUGCAGCGGCCGUGGAUUCAAGUCCAAUGACAGGUGCAAUCCUUGCCACGGCAGUGGCCUUCAACGCUGUGUUUUCUGCGGUGGCAGUGGAGCAAAACCUUGUAAGACAUGUGCCCAAAGUGGACAACUCCUAGUCUACAUCCAGCUAAUAGUCAAGUGGAAAAAUAACAUUUUUGAAUACAUUGCUGAUCAACAAAGUGGACUUUCUUUAGAGCUUUAUGACAAAAUGGCUGGGGAUUGUAUCUUCACUGAUGAACAAGUUAUGGUCAGUCCUAUAGUGGCGUUUCCUGAAAUAAAGAUCACCCAGGCUUCUCAGCAGGCCAUCCAGCAGCAUCGAACCCAGCUGACAAGAGCCUCUGUUAUAAUACAGCAGCGUCAGACAAUUGAGUUCAUUCCCAUCACUGAAGUGUACUACGAGUGGAAAGGAAAGGAAUAUAGUUACUUUACCUGCGGCACUGACAACCGAGUGCAUGCCCCCGACUAUCCUGCCAAGUGUUGCUGCUGCACCAUUCUAUAAGCAUAUCAACGGGACCAAGCUGACAAGCCUUCCAUCCUGUCAACGCAAUUCACUAAGCUGCAGAAAUCCCAGAUCUGCACUUUCCUUCUGCAUUAUCUCUGU